AAUAUCGGUCACGUAGAGCCGCGACGUUGCCGAUACGCAGUCGAAGGUCAAGGUGUUAUUCCACCAGAAGACCGCGAGCUCAAACUCUUCAAUCAAACUUUUUAAACGGAUGGUGUCGCUACAGUAUCGUGUUCCAUUUUCGCAGGCCUGUGACAACGCGGCGUGGAGAGUAUAUGCCUUCCAGCUCCAAACAAGUUAAACGCUUUCCUCGUGAAAUUGACGUCACACAGUGGAGAAGAGGAAAGUAUCAUCUUUCCAAAGAGCCAGAUGGUCUUGCUGCAGAGCGGCUUCACAAUUCUCAAACAGUGUUCAUAGACCCAGGCAUCCGGUCUCUGGUCACUGCUGUAGACACUCUUGAACCGCUCGACACACCUGAAGCAAGAACGGAGCACGUAUAUCAGCUAAAUAACAAAACAUACCAGUUUCAAUCCAUGUUCAAGUGGGCGCUCCAGAAGGAGAACAAAAAUCGAGCACGCUAUGCUCAUGUCGAACGACAGGCUCAUCCGGAUCAGGAUAUCCUGGAGAUACAAGAGGUGUAUGAUAUGAUGAGAGAACAUCCGGCCUCAAUGCCUUCCUCGGAAGGUUUCCAAAACUAUAUCAGAAUGUUGAGUGGCGUGCACAGACAGUAAGUUACCCAGCCAUGUCGAUAUAUAUCUUUUUUCUGCGCGCAAAAGUGCAUUGAAAAAUCUUGCCAACAGAUUGAUAGGGUUGGAUCACCGUGA
Molecule: messenger RNA, 722 nt
Organism: Zychaea mexicana
Lineage: Eukaryota; Fungi; Mucoromycota; Mucoromycetes; Mucorales; Lichtheimiaceae
Exons: 6
Coding region: 174-629 (151 amino acids)
Source: RefSeq, a predicted model, not a curated record